This is a messenger RNA of Aspergillus pseudonomiae, 378 nucleotides long. RefSeq lists its product as uncharacterized. The record is from RefSeq and is a predicted model, not a curated record. Bases 1 to 378 code for a protein of 125 amino acids. NCBI's taxonomy places the organism in Eukaryota, Fungi, Ascomycota, Eurotiomycetes, Eurotiales, Aspergillaceae. The transcript has 2 exons. Gene Ontology annotation, molecular function: FAD binding.
AUGCUACACGUUAUUUUCCAAAGCAAAGAGCUACAGGUUUUGAUUGUCUACGACCGCACGUCAAUCUGGGUCUUGAUGUUCGGAAUAUCUCACGAUGAUCCCGUCGAGAAGUUCACCGAAGAGUACUGUCGCAGCGCCAUGGACAAAGCUAUUGGCGAGCAGACGGACUACGAGAUAGCCAAUAUUUGCGCUUGGGAGGCGCCCCUUCGCAUCUCUGACUUCUACGGGUCUCCUGCAUUUCCAAAUGCUUUCGUCCUGGGCGACGUCACACACUCAUUCCCCAACACGGGUGGCCUCGGGGCCAACACAGACUCGCAGAGUCCGCCGAUGUACAUACAUAACCUAGGUUGGAAGAUUCAUGCCGUGAAGGAAGGAUAG